This is a messenger RNA of Melampsora larici-populina 98AG31, 990 nucleotides long. RefSeq lists its product as uncharacterized. The record is from RefSeq and is a predicted model, not a curated record. The transcript is spliced from 5 exons. Bases 282 to 821 code for a protein of 179 amino acids. NCBI's taxonomy places the organism in Eukaryota, Fungi, Basidiomycota, Pucciniomycetes, Pucciniales, Melampsoraceae.
CAGAAAUUAACCUAUCAAUUUGCCUGUCAACAUGUAAUCAAAUCAAAUAUCGAAGCUUACACCGCUCUUGUCAGGAAGCCGAACAAGACAACCAUUGAGAACUCUCUUUUUAGAAAGAUCAAGGUGAGUUCUGAAGCUUUCUUUGCAAAAUUUUACUGAUUAUAUCUUUUUUCCCAAUACAGAAGUCACUCUUUCAACAAGGGCUUCCGUGGUGUAACAAACAACUUCCACCGAAGCCUAAUGGACUUACUCUCACAGCCACCACUCAGACUUUGGUAACUAUGAUCAAGGAAAAGGCAAAGCAUGCCCGAGAAAACUUACACACUGUACUAUUGACAGGUAUUAAACCUGAUCGUGGCUGUCAGGAAUGUACCAGAUCAAUACCAGACCUUCAAACUCUUGUUGGCUUGAUCAUUCAACUCGGUAAGGAGGAAAUCAAGUCAAAAUUAGAAGGUGACAUCUGGAAAGACACUGACAUGCUAUCGCGCACCCGUUUCGCCUAUCUUCGGCGUGAAUGCCUGCGACUAUACUUUCCAGAUAAAGCUACUUCCACGAUAUGGAUAGUAGUAGACAAUCAAUUGAGCUACUUACUUUCAAAAGGGCGCCCAUAUACAACUUGCUUUUAUAAUCUGAUCUAUCAACAAGACCGCAAGAAAUUCGACAGUGGAUCAGUGAUGUAUGAUGACAUCCCAAUAGCUGAACGAUCAUUCAAGCUGCCCUCAGACGACGAAGUCCAGGCUGAGAUACCUAAUUUACAAUCACACAGACCAAAUAAAAAGGCAAACAAAAAUCCAAGCAAGAAGCCAAUGAACAAAAAAUAAUGACUUUAUCUUCCAAUCUUUCAUUAUACAUAAGUUUUAUCAUUACACUAUAUUUCAAUUUUGUAUCAUUUCAUCUCUUUUUUGUAUCUUUUGAUCAAGAUUUCGUUGAUGUCAAUGUAUUUGGAUCAUUUGAAUGGCAUGAUACAAAUUAAAACAAGAGUUUCACGCC